Molecule: messenger RNA, 2679 nt
Organism: Musca domestica (house fly)
Lineage: Eukaryota; Metazoa; Arthropoda; Insecta; Diptera; Muscidae
Exons: 7
Coding region: 174-2435 (753 amino acids)
Source: RefSeq, a predicted model, not a curated record
CACAUAUAAUUUUGUAUUUUCCCCAAUAACCAAGCCGACGGAUUCCCUUGUAGCCACAUGCGUGCGUGUGUGUGUGUCAAUAUAAAAAGUCGUUCGUUGGUUGGUGUCGGCCAGUUUUAGCCCAUUGUUAACCCCAUUCACAUCGGUCACAAUAAAUACACGCAUAUCACAAAAUGUCUAAAAAAGACAAGCAAAAACUGCAAGACGAGUUACGGGAGCAAAUUGGGAGCGAUGAAUAUCCACUGGUCAAGAACACUAAAAUUUACGAUCUGACGGAGGAGCAAUUAGUUACAAUGCUAACGGAAAGAAAAAUAGCUGUCGAAUAUCCCAUUGAUCGUGUGUUAUGUGAAGCUUUACUUAAAGCUUCCGUAAACGGCGACACCGUGGUUUUAGUGGAGUUGGUAAAAAUUGAUUCCUUAACAUAUAGUCAGCUAGAAGAGGCAAUAAAAAAAGUAACCAAACCAAGAAAAACAAUACGUGAAAUACAACAAGAGCUGGCGAAGAAUUGUGGCUAUGGCGAUGAUGUCAUUUGGGAUCAGUUGAGCAAAAAGGAUAGCAAAAUUAUGCAGUCUAAGAUCAAACAACUUAUUCCAGAUCAGGAAACCGGCCAGAAGGGCAUUGAAAAGAUGCGAGAGAAUAUCUUCGAAAGUGUAUGGGCUCAAAGAAAAUAUACAAAUGGAAAUUCAUGUACAUACAUAUUCUAUGUAAUGGUAACAGAGGAAACUGAUUUUAAUAUAGCGCCGGAUUCAACCAAAUAUUCAUGUCAUCCGAUAUUUCGAUGUAAAAAAUGUGAUGCCAAUAAUGAUAGCAGUAAAUGUUGUAUGAUUUAUGUUGAUGAAACAGGACGUGUUUAUCCAAAUUGGAAGUCGUUUCUUGAAGAAAAUGUACUACCAGCUGGUACAAUGAUAUUACCACGACGUGGUGUUUACAAUUUCGAUAAGAAUGACGAUGUUAUAUUGGAUGUUUAUUGCACUCCUAACGGUACACCUGGAGCUAAACUUAUGAAUGCAGCACAAACUAGUUCUGCAGUAUUGGGUGUUGGUGCAGCCUGUGUACCAAUUGCUGCGGCCCUAACACUUCCUGUUGCUGCCCCAGUAAUGGCAGCAGCUGGAUUAGUCGGUUUAGGCGUUGGUGCCUUUUCGACCAUAACAUCAGCCUUAAAUUUACAUGAUCGAAAAAAACACGAACAAUCAAUCAAUAUUACAGAUAGUCAAGCAAGAGCAAGUUAUUUGGGCAUUGCGGGUGGAGUUCUUGGUAUGGCGGCUGCAGGUGCCACACGUUUUUUAAAUUCAAUGGCAGUUGCAGGAAAAGCCACAGCGGGAAUUGAAGUCGUCGUUAACGGCAUUAAUAUAUCAACCAUACUCGUUUCUGGUACUGGUCUUGCCAAUGGCGUUUUGGAUAUAAUAUUUAAAUAUAGAGACGACGAUACGCUUUCAGCUUUGGAUGUUUUACAAUUGUCUGCUUCACUGGUGAUAUUUACUCAUUCCGUCUGUAACUUCCAAUUAGCAUCAACAAUUGCAAAUGAAGCCCGUACAAAUUCAAUCAAAAGUUAUCGUGAAACUUUAAGCAAUCGACAAAGACGUAUUUUCGAUAAAAUGUCAAAGGAAACAAUACGCAUUCGUGGUGAUACCCAAGGGAAAAUGGAUAUAAUACGUAAUAUCAACAAAAUACCAGAUCGCCAGUACCUAAAUGACCUGUUCAAGGUUAAUAAAAAACUAAAUGAAGCCAAAGUGCGACCGGCGUUUAGUGCAUCCGAUGAGGGUGUUGUCUUGAAUAAUGAAAUGUCCGUCAAUACAGCUGCUCUAAGGCAAAAUAUUAAUUUGUUGGAACAAGUUUCACAACCAAUACCCGCAACACAUACGGAUGGUAAUAAUACUGCCUCAACUGGACCGGCACGUCUAUUGUUUAGUGGAACAGGCCGAAUAAACCCAGAUGGUUUUCUUAACUUGGAAGAAACUCUUAAUGACAGAGAAAUCAGUGGAUCUUCUGGUAGAACAAUGGACGUACUCAGAGGGCUGAGUGUAAUGUUGCCAAGUGGUAUUAUCGUUGAGUUGAUUGCAUUUGGAGAAGGGUUUUUAAAACAAAUCACAGAUGGAGAAAAGUUUCAAGAUGUCAUAGAAACUAUGGCCUCAAAACUUCCCGAGAAAGUAGUAAUUUUUGUUUUUGAGUUGACACAACAUUUUAUGGAAGUCAUGAUGAGAGAAAUUGCGAGUGUUUUACAUUUUUACAUAUCCACCGAGUCGGUUUUAUAUCGUAUUCUGAAAUAUAUACUUACAAAGCUGGAGUUUUUCACCUAUGACUAUAUUGUCACAAAACGCCAAGAAAUAUUACUAUAUUUGAGAGAACAUUAUCUCUCAUUAAACUCGAAUAAUAACCAAGCUACUUCUACGAAAUGUAGUGAAUGUCACGGAUGGUACUACAUAUGCCAGUUGUAGUUUUAAAAUUAAAUUAUAUAAACAUCCAUGACAGGAAACUUAUUUGGUGCCUUAUUUACAAACGCCACAAGCGUACUCAUUUUAUUGCACAAACUAUAGAAAUAGAUGAAAGCGAGCUUUUAAAACUCUAGAUUAAAAGUGAAUAAAAAGCAAUAAAAUUAUUGUAUACAUUUUAUGCGUAAUAUGUUUUUAGUUCCCAAAAAAAGUAUUUUUGCCUAAUGUUCUAAUAUUUACAUAAUAUCAU